Messenger RNA from Closterium sp. NIES-65, 759 nucleotides. Lineage: Eukaryota; Viridiplantae; Streptophyta; Zygnematophyceae; Desmidiales; Closteriaceae. The record is from the annotation of a GenBank genome assembly.
AUGAUGUUCCUCAAGUGCGAUAGGGCAGACGGCCUCUCCCUGUUCGACCCCACCUCUGGUGCCUACCCUGCCCCGCCUGCUACUGCUGACAGCACUGUUCGCUCAAAGUGGGCGACACGCAAUGCUGCUGCCCGUCUUGCUGUGCGUCGCCACUUACCGACCACUGAGCGUGCGCACUUUAGCCAGUACAAGAGUGCUCAGACCUUGUACGACGCUGUAGUUGCACGCUACUCUUCCCCUGCCACUGCUGCACUGAGCCGCCUCAUGCCACCGUACCUCUUCCCUGACCUUGCUGCCUUUCCCACAGUCGCUGACCUCAUUACGCACCUCCGCACUAGUGACACUCGCUACCGCGUUGCGCUUCCUACUGCGUUCUGCGCCAAGAACCCCCCCCCAAUGUACAUCACCCUCUACUACAUAGUCACCCGGCUCCUUAACUCUCUUCGCUUAGUCAGGGACCACUUCCUCUCAUUUUGCCCCACCACACUCACCGUUGACCUCCUCGAGGAGUGCCUCCUAGUAGCAGAGAAGAGCAUAGUCGCUGUAGGAGCCUCUCGUGGUGACCCUCGCACCCCUGUCUUUGAGGGGUGUUCCCCCUCCCCCAACUUGCCCUCUAUUGCUUCUGCUGUUGCUGCCGACCUCGUUGGUUUCUACAGGGUCGGCACUGCGUCUGCCCCUAGCGGGAGACGCCGCACCGGCAAGGGCAAGGGGGGCAAGGGAGCUGGAGGGGCUAGCGGGCAGUCUUACGGAGCGUCGUGA